AUGGCCGCAACUGGCACGCCUCGGUUGUCGACCUACUCGACGCCUGCGACGCCCGCCAACCGCGGCCUAUCCGUCGCACCGGCCGGCAGUGCGCAGGCUUCGCAGCUGCUACAGCAACAACAGCAGGCGCAGGCGCAGGCGCCGCCGCUCCCUCCGCCUGCGACCUUUGACGUGUUGCCUCACCUGCACGCGUUGCUCAACAGGCUGCUGAUCCAAAAACCCACGGACGCCGCGCAGCAACAGCAGGCAGGUGAGGAGGGAGGUAAAGCAGCAGCAGGUGGUGGAGAGGAGGGAAGUAAAUCCGGAGGCAGUGGAGGUGGAGGUACUGCAGGUGCUGCAUCAGGCGCUGGCGCCGGUGCAGGCGCAUCAUCGUCGUCUGCCGACCCCGACGCGCAGCCGCUCGAAAUACAUCAGCUGGCGGCAGCAUCCAGCGCGCUCAAGGUGCGGCUGCAGAAGGCGCGGCAGGCGUGCGCGCGCCUGGGCGAUAUGGAUCGGACCGUGGACGAGCAGCAGGAAGAAAUUGAUGAACUGGAGGAGAGAGUGAGCAAGCUGAGGGCGGUGCUCGAGGACAUGGGUGUCGGUGCAACAACGACGGCGGCAGCGGCGGCGGAGUCGCGGGCGGUGACUGUUGCUGGUGGAGACGGGGGCAGUGAAAUGGUGCUGAGGGACGUAAGGCCGAUUUAA
Messenger RNA from Lasiodiplodia theobromae, 684 nucleotides. RefSeq names its product Mediator subunit med9. NCBI's taxonomy places the organism in Eukaryota, Fungi, Ascomycota, Dothideomycetes, Botryosphaeriales, Botryosphaeriaceae. The transcript has a single exon. Gene Ontology annotation, biological process: regulation of transcription by RNA polymerase II. Gene Ontology annotation, molecular function: transcription coregulator activity. The record is from RefSeq and is a predicted model, not a curated record. Gene Ontology annotation, cellular component: mediator complex. Bases 1 to 684 code for a protein of 227 amino acids.